This is a messenger RNA of Trypanosoma rangeli, 1134 nucleotides long. Its product is annotated as putative selenophosphate synthetase. Lineage: Eukaryota; Euglenozoa; Kinetoplastea; Trypanosomatida; Trypanosomatidae. Gene Ontology annotation, biological process: L-selenocysteine biosynthetic process. The transcript has a single exon. Gene Ontology annotation, cellular component: cytoplasm. Gene Ontology annotation, molecular function: ATP binding; selenide, water dikinase activity. The coding region runs from base 1 to 1134 and encodes 377 amino acids. The record is from RefSeq and is a predicted model, not a curated record.
AUGCAUCAACAACAUGGUGUAAACGCGUCUAGCUUUAACCCCAUCAAAAUUGGUCUGCCGUCGGAGUUUGCGCUCACGGAUUACACACGCCUCAAGGGUUGUAGUUGCAAACUGCCGCAGCCCAAGCUGCUCGCCCUACUCCGCGCUGUCUCCACGACGCCAGGACAGAAAGAUGUUGGUAUGGAUUGCAGCGUCGUACAACUUUCCAAGAAAGAUGAGCUUGGAAAUCCACUGUUUAUGGUCUCCACAACCGAUUUCUUUUUCCCCAGUGUUGAGGAUCCCUACUUGCAGGGACAAAUUGGGGCCGCCAAUGUUCUUUCUGACUUGUAUAGCAUGGGGAUUGACCGUUGUGACACCGUUCUGAUGAUGUUGGCUGCAAGCACAGACAUGGAUGCUGCAGAGCGUGAAGUAACCACGCGUGAAAUGAUGAAGGGGUUUGUUGAUCAUGUCCGUCUGGCAGAAUCGGAUGUGACCGGUGGGCAAACUGUCAUGAAUCCCUGGCCCCUCAUUGGCGGCGUUGCGACAAGUGUUGUGACGGAGUCGGAAAUGGUGCGACCAACUGGACUGUGCCCUGGGGACGUGCUAGUGCUGACAAAACCUCUUGGAUGUCAGGUCGCAGUGAAUCUUAAGCAGUGGCUGCGUCGUCCAUCACCAAUUUUUUUGGAUACCAUACAAGGGAAGAUGACCACUGAAGAAGUGGAAGAACUUUAUAAUGCAGCAACGGAUGGCAUGAAACGUUUGAAUCGCAAUGCGGCCAGACUGAUGCGACAACACGGUGCUCAUGGUGCUACUGAUGUCACGGGGUUUGGUAUUGUUGGACACGCCCAUAACCUUGCGGUGGCACAGGAGAAAGAAGUGUGCCUCGUAUUGGAGAAACUUCCCAUUUACAAGGGGGCCGUAAAGGCAUCGAAACUUAUGUCGGACAAAUAUAAACUGCUCAAAGGGUAUUCCGCAGAAACCAGCGGAGGGUUACUUGUAGCAUUUGGUGAUGUUAGCGCAGCAGAGCGAUACAUAAAAGAACUUGGCGAAGUCGACGGUGAACCAGCAUGGGUGAUUGGAACCGUUCUGGCGCGCCGUGGUGAUGAUGUUCCACCGGUGAAGCUUCAGGAUGGAUACAGUAUUAUUGAGGUCUAA